UGCCAUCCUAAAUUUUCUCCUACAAGAUUUUGAAUCUGAAACACGUCUAAUUCCAAAGUAUGUAGAAAGCCCUAGAAUCUUCGAUUUGGUCAAUUCUUUUAUUAUACAUAAUAUAUAACAUUUCAGAGAUCCAUAGAAUGAUUAUCGUUUGAAGUCAUCAUCAUUCUUUCUCGUCCAAAUCGGUGAAGUGCAUUUCUGUGUGCUAAUUAAGACUGGGUGAAAUAUGCAGAACUCAAAAGCAAAGGCAUAUGAGAGUUCUUCUUCCUCGGGAAAUGGCAACAAUGAUGCUGGUGAUUUUGAGUGCAACAUCUGCUUUGAAUUAGCACAAGACCCUAUUGUGACCCUUUGUGGUCACCUCUACUGUUGGCCAUGUUUGUAUAGAUGGCUAAGGCUUCACUCACAAUGCCAUGAGUGCCCUGUUUGUAAGGCCCUUAUACAAGAGGAGAAGUUAGUUCCUCUUUAUGGUAGAGGGAGGACAUCAACUGAUCCCAGAUCGAAACCAGUACCUGGAGUUGAAAUACCUAGAAGGCCAGCAGGGCAAAGACCUGAAACAGCUCCUCCACCGGAAUCAAAUACUUUUCCUAACCCUGCGUUUGGUCUUAUGGGAGGGAUUUUUCCAGGAGCAAGUGCGAGUUUUGGUAACUUUACAAUGUCUGCUGGUUUCGGUGGAUUAUUCCCAUCAUUGUUCAGUUUUCAGUUUAAUGGAUUCCCUGGUCCAACUGCAUUUGGUGCAACACCAAAUUACCCAUAUGGGUAUCCUCCUGUAUAUCGCGGGGCAAAUGUUCACAAUGCUGCACAGUCAACUCAAAGUCAGGCAGAUAAUAAUUUGAAGUUUAUGUUCUUACUUGUUGGAUUUCUUGUGUUCCUGUAUUUGUUUGGUUACUGAAUGAACUUUCCCCUUCAUCUCAGGAAGCUGUUGCCUCAUACUAACUUGUAGUAAUCAUUCUUAAUGGUUGUAAAUAUGUUGAAUUUUUGUACUCGGAGUUGCAAUGCAAAGAUGAACUGAUGCGAUUAGUGGGGUUGCACUUUG
Lycium ferocissimum is the source of this 1030-nucleotide messenger RNA. RefSeq lists its product as uncharacterized. Lineage: Eukaryota; Viridiplantae; Streptophyta; Magnoliopsida; Solanales; Solanaceae. Gene Ontology annotation, molecular function: ubiquitin protein ligase activity; ubiquitin-like protein conjugating enzyme binding. The transcript is spliced from 2 exons. The record is from RefSeq and is a predicted model, not a curated record. Gene Ontology annotation, biological process: ubiquitin-dependent protein catabolic process. The coding region runs from base 224 to 886 and encodes 220 amino acids. Gene Ontology annotation, cellular component: endoplasmic reticulum.